This is a messenger RNA of Botrytis sinoallii, 588 nucleotides long. RefSeq lists its product as uncharacterized. Bases 1 to 588 code for a protein of 195 amino acids. The record is from RefSeq and is a predicted model, not a curated record. The transcript has 3 exons. Lineage: Eukaryota; Fungi; Ascomycota; Leotiomycetes; Helotiales; Sclerotiniaceae.
AUGCGUUUCGCACUGUCACUAAGUCUCCUCGCGAUGCGUUGCAUCACACCGGUCUACUCGCUCGCAAUCGAUGCCUCUUUGACCAUCGAGGGAAAGCCAAUGCCCGACAAAUGGAUCAGAUAUGAUCUGACACCUGUCAAUACGACAAGUACUGCCGUUUCUCUCACUCCUCGUACAGACGUCGAUGUCUGUGAAAUCAUUAGAACUACUGCCUCCUGUUUGACCAUCGUCAAAAUCCUCAGUGGCUUUGUCGCGUCCGCGGCAGCCUCGAUCAAAUCUGUAUCAAAUGACGGCAGCUGCGCCAAAAUUUCUGGUUCCUUUGAAGGUAUUUCAUGGGUGUAUUAUGCAACUGGGCGUAACUGUGACACGACAGCCGAAGCUUCUACUAUUCAAGGUGCUCUAAAACACCACCUGGAGACAGUCGAUGGGAGUCAAGUGUGCGGCACGGAAUGUCUCGACCUUACUCACUCAGGUACAUGGAACGGCUACCUCCUUUUUGGGCCUACAAGCAACUUCAAUAGUGCUGCAUAUUGUGGACCGACAUUACCUUACUCAAAAUGCACAUCCGGAGGAAAGAAUGACUUGUAA